This is a messenger RNA of Aspergillus wentii DTO 134E9, 4953 nucleotides long. RefSeq names its product mitotic regulator LTE1. Gene Ontology annotation, cellular component: plasma membrane. Bases 1 to 4953 code for a protein of 1650 amino acids. Gene Ontology annotation, molecular function: guanyl-nucleotide exchange factor activity. Gene Ontology annotation, biological process: Ras protein signal transduction; positive regulation of GTPase activity. The transcript has 2 exons. NCBI's taxonomy places the organism in Eukaryota, Fungi, Ascomycota, Eurotiomycetes, Eurotiales, Aspergillaceae. The record is from RefSeq and is a predicted model, not a curated record.
AUGACCUCGCCCAGCGACUCGGAGACGCAACAUGCGACAUCGACGAAUUUACGACGCGCCCACACGGUGGCUCAGGGAGGAAAUAUUGCGAGAAGGAAUAUGGAAACGCGGGCGGCAAGGGAGAGAGCAGUUACCUCGUUACUGCGGGUCAAGGAUAGUCACGAGCUGCUUCGGAGACGCUCGCUGACCCGAUCCAACACCCGGCGAGCACUGCGUGACACGCUUGCAGGUGUACGAGACGCAAAUCAUUUUACCGUGGGAAAUGUCGGACAGAAUGGGAAGAUAUUCUUGAGGCCCAUUCGAAAUCUGUCUCGAAAAGAAGCCCGCCCUUCCCCGACCUUGGCCUCGUCUUCCGCAAACAAACCUGCAGAGAAACAUCUACACCCGCACACACACGCGCAUGGUGGAAAUGAUCCGGCACGGUGGUCAAACUCGCAGCUCUCCGAGCUACGUCCAGGACAGGUCCCUGGGGAAGAUGCCGGUGAAGAAGACGACUCUGUCCUCGCGGACUCGUUACCCUCGGAGUACCCCCCGAAUCACCGUCAAAGAGCACAUUCGUUUUCCACCCUUUCCGAACAUCAGUCGGCGUGCGCCGCAAGAAGCCCCGGCGAGUUCCGUAUCGUCAUUGAUCGAUCGGAGGAUCGACCCAAGUCGGCGGAUGGUCUGCAUCGCCCGCCGACACUGGAGACUCACAUCCCUUCUUACCGACUGGGGACGCCGCAGUUUAACAACGAAGGAAGCGCCGCUCUACACAGCUCUGUCUACACCAGGACCUCCAUCUCUGACAAUUUCCGGGCGUCGAGAUUCUUACGAGAAAACAGUCCUCUUCCCAAUGUCUACCUCGACCCAUCACAGCCUGAUAGACCCUCGUUUGCUGCCUCCAUGUUUUCAGGGCCUAUUGCUAUAGAGAUUGGAGGAACACCUGGUAUCCCUGAGAAUCCGGUUGUGUACGAGUUGAAGGAACCGAUUGAGCCAUCGGUUUUUGAGGAGCUCAUGUCAGACAUGGAUGGUGGCUCGGUCGUUCGAUAUAUUCCCGGUACCAAGGACAUUAGCGCUGCCACUCCCGCGCGUAUUGUUGCGCAGAUCUCUUCCGAGUCCUUCAUGGAUUAUGAACUGGUGUCGGACUUUUUCCUCACCUUCCGCUGUUAUCUCUCCACAAACACCCUCCUUGCUCUUCUACUCGCUCGACUUCAAUGGGCCAUCAACCGCCUGCAGGACGAUGGAAGAAUCAUCCGUAUUCGCACCUUUGCGGCCCUCAGACACUGGAUCCUGAAUUACUUUGUCGAUGACUUUGUUAUAAACUAUGACCUGCGCUCGCAGUUCUGUGAGACCAUUAAUGCCAUGUAUGAUGAUGUCAAGGCCCGCGAAACAGGUGGAUUGAGUGAUUUGAAGAUCUUGAUCGAUCUGAAGCGAUGCUGGCAUGGAAAAUGCUCUCUUUAUUGGGAAUUUUCAGAUUUCCAUUCUGCAUAUCAAAAUCCGGACAACCCGAUUUCCCCUGGCGAGGUUCUAGGUAGUAUGGAUGGGGACAAUCGAUCCAGCACAGGGCGUUAUCAGAGCGUCGCUCACUCGGAUUUGGCUGCAAACACAGGCUAUGGAACUCACCGGGCUGAUCCCAGUGAGAUCGAGCGUCUUCCUCAUACAGUGCACCAUGAUCGAAAUGGCUCAUCUGCAACAGCAAAAAGCAUACCGGCUUCCACGAAGAGUGAGCAGAGUUUCCAUGCAACUUCGUGUUCCUUACCCCCCAAGUCACCCAAGCGCCUUUCAAUGCCUUUUCCUAAGGGCAAGGCCCCUCAUCCGGUUCCUCUCAUUCCGGCCAAAUAUGCUUCUGCCUCGCAAGAGUCCUCUCCUGUAUCGCCGGCUCUUUCCAAGCGCCACCCUUUUCAUACGCAUGCUCACAAGCGCAGUGGAAGCUUUUCUGACUCUGUACGAGAUGGUCGAGCUCCCCUCUCCCUGCAGAAGAUGGAUCAGCUAGGCAUUUCUUCCUCACAGGAACUAUUAAACCCGGGAAGCUUGAUACGGGGUGAAUUGUACGCUCCGGCGGAGUCUUAUAUGACAAUGAUGGCACCUCCUUCGCCCCCUCUUCCUUCAUCUUCGAGUAAUGCUGGAUCGGAUCGUCGAAAUACUUCCGACGGGACUUCCAAGCCAACUUCGGCCCAUUCUGGGGUAAAAACUAUCAUUGGGUCUAUCCGCAGAGCUCUGAACAGUAGGAGUGGUGGGAGUACAUCCCAGCGUACUGGAAAUGGAUUCCCGGGCCAGUCGUUGCGCGGGAAAACGUCAGCUAUGCCUACUAACGUUGCUUUUGGGUCGGACCUUUAUCGGGACCGAAAAAACACGGCCAUGGCCAGGAGACCGGUUCGACUUGACGUUUUGUGUGAUGAAGUUUUGAAGCACUAUCGAAAUGCCUUUGCUCCUUAUGACGGCUCCAAGGGUGAUCCGCCCCAGACGGCCAGCACUUUCCGGUUCCAAGCAACCUUGCAGGAACCUGAGAAUGCUCCCCGCCAGACACUUGCUCCAGAUGGAGGAACUGCAAGAACUGCAAGAAGCGAACUGACCAUGGGAAGUGAAUCGAUUGUCAUUGUAGAUGACACUGGGUUCGACUUUGCGACAAUGACAGGCGGGGCUAUGCCAGGUGCAGGCCUUGAACAGGCCCCUACCUUCUUGAAUACGGAAGAUUCGCCCACGACGCCGAAGCCUUUUUCAUUUGGUUUCUCUUCUAAAAACUCGUCUCGCGCGGACGAUGAGUAUUCCUUGCCGAUCUACUACGAUGAUACUGGAUCUGGGGUGCCGAGUCGCUUAUCUAAAUUCCUACGUCCAUCGGGGACCUCCGAUUCAAGAAGAUCAUACUCCGUUGAGAGGGGUUCGGCGUCCCGAAACGGGACACCACCAUCGCUUCGUCUUCGCAAAUAUGCGUCAUUCCAGAGUGGAGUUUCGAAGAGCCGCCUUUCGAUGGGUAGUGAAGUGCCACCGGCCACUGCCGAUUCGAAUACUUCCCAACGCAACUCGGAAAAGCCUGUCGGACCAAUUCUCCGCAGGCGCCCUGGAGGAGAUCUGCGCAAGAUGCAGACUGGUGUUGAGCCUAGAUCGUACAAUAGCUCAGGAUCGUUCAGGUCACACGCCUCGUACUACAGCUCGAUGGCUGACAGCACAGCAUCUGCGCCGGGAGACCAGGCUUCAAGACCUCAGACUAGCCUUGUUCCUCCUAACCCGCGUUUCUCUCUUAUCCAUACCCAUUCUCAGCAAAACAUGAGGCGUUCCUUUGAGGCUGCAAUCGCGCAAUUUGCUCAGAUUCCGGAUGAUGGCGAUGGAGGCAUUGAAUCGACUUUGCUUAAGCUUGAAGGCAAGUGGGACGGCCAGCCAGGCGCUGCUGUGCCAAAAAGGUUACAGCCUUCCGCUUAUGGACGGAAUGGCACACGCGGCUUCGACCCCAGUAACCCUGCGAGCGGUGGUCUGCUUUCGCGGAGACACCAAACCCUUCUUGGUGACAGUUUGACGUACUCGCAAAUCGGCGGACGUUUAUUGCCUCAACGGCCCUAUUCGGACUCCGUUGCCGAAUCAGAGGAUUCGUAUAGUUCUAUUCCACUCCUUGAACGGGGACUGAGCGAUGAAUCUAUGAAGAAGCCUGCGUUGGCCCGGAUCACUUCGGUACCCGCUGCGUCUCGUACUCAUCUGAACGACAUCGCACGCCGAGAUACCUCUGACAUGGGAUCUUCACGCCAGUCAUUUGACAUUGUGAAAGAAACCGAGAGCCUGAGACGGAUUCCGCGAGGCUCCACACUCCCGGUAUCUACCCCCAGAGCCUCUCGCGAUAGGAAGGGCCGUUUUUCAGGGCUGUCCUCCCAAUUGUCGGCCGACGUUGCUGACCGGCGUGAGGUUAUCGACCAGAGGCAGUCGAUUGGUUCAAGCAGUUUGGCCGAGUCAGCGGUUGAGAUCCCGCCUCAUCCCCUUGCCCAUCCUCCCUCCCCUCCGAUGUCUAUACAGAACCCUCGCUCUAUCACCUCUUGUGCCACCCCUUUGAAUCCGGUACUCUUCCAAGCGCAGCCGCCUACACCUGAUCCUUCCCCCAGGCGAAAUGUCGGACACGAGCAUGCUCGAUCCAUCAACAUGCAGCAGGCCUCGGGUGAUGUGCUGUCGAAAUCAGAGACGGAUCGCCAAAACCAGCAGGGUGUCAAUGGACCCAGCCCCGAUCAUGUGCCGUUUAUUCUUUCCUGCGAAUCGCACGUCCUUGCCCAGCAGCUAACAUUGGUGGAGAUGGCGGCAUUGAGCGAAGUGGACUGGCGUGAUCUGGUGGACAUGAGAUGGAGCAGUGGUUCGCCAUCAAUGUUGAAUUGGGUGCAAUUCUUGUCCGAAGAGGAUCACCGCGGCAUUGAUCUGGUCGUGGGGCGAUUUAACCUGAUGGUGAAGUGGGUAUUGUCGGAAAUUGUCCUUACUCAAGACAUACACGAACGGGCUCGCACGAUUUCAAAGUUCAUCCAUACUGCUGCCCAUGCUAAGCGGAUCUGCAACUAUGCCACCAUGCUGCAAAUCGCCAUUGCUCUGUCUUCGACGGAUUGCUCCAGGCUUCAGAAAACAUGGACCCUCGUGCCACAGGAAGAUCGACGUGUCUUGAAAGACAUGGAGUCUUUAAUCCAGCCAGUUCGCAACUUCCACGAUCUACGUGUUGAGAUGGAGACAGCCAAUCUGCAGGAUGGCUGUAUACCCUUUGUUGGUCUCUAUGUUCAUGAUCUGACCUAUAAUGCACAGAAGCCAGCGCAAAUCUCCAACACUGAGGGAGAGCCGCUGGUGAAUUUUGAGCGAUAUCGCACGGCAGCUCGAAUUGUUAAGAAUCUCCUUCGAUUGAUUGAUGCCAGCACGAAAUACAACUUCCAACCUGUCCAAGGCAUCAUUGAGCGGUGUCUUUGGAUCGCAUCGCUCUCGGAAGAGCAGAUACAGACCAGAAGUAAAAUUCUGGAUUGA